Molecule: messenger RNA, 1017 nt
Organism: Cryptococcus wingfieldii CBS 7118
Lineage: Eukaryota; Fungi; Basidiomycota; Tremellomycetes; Tremellales; Cryptococcaceae
Product: oxysterol-binding protein family
Exons: 5
Coding region: 1-1017 (338 amino acids)
Cellular component (GO): intracellular membrane-bounded organelle; cytosol; cortical endoplasmic reticulum
Molecular function (GO): sterol binding
Source: RefSeq, a predicted model, not a curated record
AUGGGACUUCUUAGUGGCAUGGACUCGCUCUCCAUCCGAGGCGGCUCCAAGGGCUCUCGACGCACCUCCAAUGCCUCCGCUGGAUCCCCGGCGGCCAGAGCCAGAAACGAUAGCGAGACCCAGAUUGAUGACGGUGAUCCCAACGACACCAGUACUCUUGACCAAGAAGAAGGGAACAUUCUCAUGUCCCUCAUCUCGCAAUUGCGUCCUGGUAUGGAUCUCACCAAAAUCGCCCUCCCUACCUUUGUCCUCGAGCCCAGAAGUCUGCUGGAGAGGAUCACCGACUUUUUCUCCCACCCCGAGCUCAUCUUCGGUGCUGCCGAUGAACCCGAAGCCAAGGAGAGGUUCUUGCGGGUGAUGACGUUCUACCUCAGUGGAUGGCACAUCAAGCCCAAGGGUGUGAAGAAGCCGUACAAUCCGGUACUUGGGGAGUUCUUCCGGUGCACGUAUGUGUACCCGGACGGGUCCGAGGGAUUCUACAUUGCUGAGCAAGUGUCCCACCACCCGCCUGUGUCUGCGUUCUUCUACAUCUCCCCAAAGAAUGGCCUUUUGGUGACCGGCGAGCUCAAACCCAAGAGUAAAUUCUUGGGUAACAGCGCGGCGACCAUCAUGGAAGGUGAGGAUCGGAUACGCCUACUGGACCGACCCGAGGACGGCGAGUACGCCAUCAGCAUGCCCAACACCUACGCCCGUGGUAUCCUCUUUGGCAAGAUGCUUCUCGAACUCUGUGAUCUCUCUACCAUCGCAAACCCUACCACCGACUUCCACGCCGACGUCGACUUCAAGGCCAAGGGCUGGAUUUCGGGCGGGUACAAUGUCAUUAGCGGAAAGGUCAAUGGGCCUGGGAGGGCGGAUUCAGGUGAAGUGGGAGGACACUGGAGUUCGGCGAUUGAGUAUACGGAUAAGAAGAGUAAAGAGAAGAGGGUGCUGUUUGACCCGGCCAAAUCGAGGUCUGCGCCGAAACGCGUUUUGCCAGAGUCGGAGCAGGAAGAAUUCGAAUCUAGAAGGCAGGCUUGA